CAGACCCUCGCCCGGCCGCGUGGUCUACUGAGCCCGGGGUGGGGAAGAGAGCCCCUGAAGGAGGGCGCUGAAACGGGGGGCACCAGGCAGAAGCCCGACGACAGGUAUUUAGGACCUGGAGGAGCCGGGAGACCCGGGAGCCGGAGGUCGGGCCGGCAGCUUUCUCCCUUGGCUCCUCCGGCUCGGGGCCUAGGAGACCGCAAGCCACCCCCGAGGAAUGCGCGUGCAGCCGUUCCCAUGGCCCGCUCGCCAUGGCCCUCUUCGGAGCCCUGUUUCUAGCGCUGCUGGCAGGCGCUCAGGCUGAGCUCCCCGGCUGCAAGAUCCGCAUCACCUCCAAGGCGCUUGAGCUAGUGAAGCAGGAGGGUUUGCGCUUUCUGGAGCAAGAGCUGGAGACCAUCACCAUUCCGGACGUGCGGGGCCGAGAAGGCCACUUCUACUACAAUAUCUCUGAGGUGAAGGUCAUGGAGCUGCAGCUGACAUCCUCUGAGCUCCAUUUCCAGCCAGAGCAGGAGCUCAUGCUACAGAUCAACAAUGGCUCCUUGGGGCUGCGCUUCCGGAGACAGCUCCUCUACUGGUUCUUCUACGAUGGGGGAUAUAUCAACGCCUCUGCCGAGGGUGUGUCCAUCCACACCGCUCUGCAGCUCUCCCGGGAUCCCACUGGCCGGAUCAAAGUAUCCAACGUCUCCUGCCAGGCCUCUGUCUCCAGAAUGCAUGCAGCCUUUGGGGGAACCUUCAAGAAGGUGUAUGAAUUCCUCUCCAUGUUCAUCACCUCAGGGAUGCGCUUCCUCCUCAACCAGCAGAUCUGCCCCGUGCUCUACCAUGCAGGGACCGUGCUUCUCAACUCCCUGCUGGACACCGUGCCUGUGCGCAGUGCUGUGGACGAGCUCGUUGGCAUUGACUACUCCCUCGUGAAGGAUCCCGUGGCCUCCGCCAGCACUCUGGACAUGGAAUUCCGGGGGGCCUUCUUUCCCCUGGCCGAGGGCAACUGGAGCCUGCACAAUCGGGCGGUGGAGCCCCAGCUGCCCGAGGAAGAGCGGAUGGUAUACGUGGCCUUCUCUGAGUUCUUCUUCGACUCUGCCAUGGAGAGCUACUUCCAGGCAGGGGCCCUGAAGCUGUCGCUGGUGGGGGCCAAGGUGCCCCAUGAUCUGGACAUGCUGCUGAGAGCCACCUACUUUGGGAACAUCGUCCUGCUGAGCCCGGCAGUGAUCGACUCUCCGCUGAAGCUGGAGCUGCGGGUCACGGCGCCACCACGCUGCACCAUCAAGCCCUCGGGUACCACCAUCUCUGUCACUGCCAGUGUCACAAUCGCCCUGGUCCCACCCGACCAGCCCGAGGUCAAGCUGUCCAGCAUGACCAUGGAUGCCCGUCUCAGUGCCAAGAUGGCACUCCAGGGGAAGGUGCUGCGCACACAGCUGGACCUGCGCAGGUUCCGAAUCUACUCAAACCAGUCUGCAUUAGAGUCGCUGGCACUGAUCCCACUGCAGACCCCUCUGAAGACCAUGCUGCAGAUUGGGGUGAUGCCCAUGCUUAAUGAGCGGACCUGGCGUGGGGUGCAGAUCCCACUCCCCGAGGGUAUUGACUUUGUGCGCGAGGUGGUGACGAACCACGCGGGUUUCCUCACCAUCGGGGCUGACCUCCACUUUGCCAAAGGGCUGCGAGAGGUGAUUGAGAAGAACCGGCCUGCCAACACCGGGGACCCCCUAGCACCCAGUGCCCCGCCACCCUCCAUGGCAGCUGUCUGAGUCCUCAACCCCGACCCUCGCAGCUGCAUUCAGGACUCCACCGUCUCUCAUCCCCUCCCUCACCCCAUCACAGCCUCUAGUGUCCUCUAACCCCCAGUGCCACAGAGAAGAUGGGGUUUUAAGCUGUACCCAAUUUAAUUCCAUAAUCACAGUCAUUCCAUCAAUUACAGUCCGUCCACCCUCCCCGUGGGCUGUCCUGAGCUCUGUUGUGUUCCUGGGAUGCGAUCAGUGCCUUGAGGGCAUUCUUCAAGCAGGGAGGGGGCCAGGCCUCACCCCAGUGAGUUAUAAAGUGCAAACUCCCCCCAGACUGUAUAUGUGAGGCGCUGGGGCCAGGUCUGGGAUGCACAGGGCUGCGGAGGCGGGUGGGGUCAGUUCUGGAGGCAGGGAUCUGCCCCACAGGGGCAUUUUGCAUAAAGGAGGACCUCCCUUCCGGCACGAGAGGCUGGGAAGGGCUGGAUCAGGCAGUGGGGGGCUGCUCCCAUGGUCAUCAGUAUGGCUGCUUAUUCAGGAAGCGGGAGAACAUGGUGAGGGCAGCCUGGGGCUUGUCAGUGGGGACCAUGUGUCCGGCACCCUGAAGGGCAAAGCUUCGUGAGAUUCCUUCCCUGUACAACCCCUGCCCUUGGGUGCUUCCUUCAUCCUACUGGACCCCUCUAGCCAGUGACCUUCCUGCUCCCCCAAUCCAUCUGUUUUUCCCAUCUUCCCCCGAAAACUUGCCCUUCCACGGGCCAGAUGGUAACCCAGCAUAAAAGGAGGUCAGAAGGAAAGGACAGGUGGGUCCUGCCCCAUCCCCCCAGCCCCCCUAGUCCUCACCAGGCCCAGGCCCUACCUUGAUGGUAAGAAAGGCGAUGUGGGAGAACUCCUUCACGAAGCCAGCGAUCUGCUCUCCACUGUCCCCGUAGUCCACCAACCAGGGCCGGCGCUGUACCUCCAUCUGCCCCACCAGGAAAGACUUAGCAGCCUGUAGCUGCCCCGUCAUCUCUGCUCACAGCCACCAGCAAGACCUCAGGGGCCGGGAACUCCUCCAGGUUUGCCCCCUCUGUCUGCCAGAGCCACGCUGCACUACCCCUGUACCGGCCCAACCCCAGGGCUGGGACCCCGGGCUCACCUUCUGGUUGAGGGAAUCCACAAACCACUCAUCUCCCAUGAAAUUGCAGGCCAUGUCCACAUCUCCGUUGUACAGCAGGAUCCGGUAUUUCUGAAGCAGGGUAGGUGAAAAAUGGGGGGUUUGGAAUAAGCCCAAACCCCAGCCCUUCCCCAGUUCAAGCCCUACCCCUCAGGGAAUUCAAGAGGCCCAGCUAAACAGCAUAAACCAGGAAACGCUUGUGUUUUCUGACCACUUCCUACCUGCCCAGUGCUCUGCUAAAUGCUUUCCCUAUGAAGGUAGUAGAUACCAUCAAUAACCCCAUUUUAUGGAUGGGGAAAUCAAGUCUCAAGAUAUAUGAGAAACUUGCCCAGAGUCACCUGGCUAGUAGGCUAGUAAACGGACUUGUACUCAGGCAGUCUGACCCCAGAGCCCAUGCUUGAACCACUGUGCUGUACAGAACCUGGUCCUACCGCAGCUCUGCCAGUAUCUCCUAGGUGACCUUGGACAAGGCCCUCUCCCACCUCAGACCCCAGUCUGCCUCUCUGUAAUACGAUCUGACUAGCUCUUCUCACCCUAAUGGCUCCUUGGCUGACGUGGACCUCUCUGCCCCCUCCAGCAGAGCAGCAUAAGGUGGGGACAGAGCCAGGUUCAAAUCCUGACCCUGCUGACCACAGGACCUAGGGCAAGUGACUUCACUUCUUGGAGUUUCAGCUUCCCCUGUCCCGAGUGGCGCCCUGAAGGAGCCCCCACCUCGCCACACUGCUCCAGGGUCCUGAGGCUGCUGGUGGACCCAGCUGUGCUGGCCCCACUCACCUGUGCGGCCAGCAGCUUCAGGUACUGGGAACACAUGGUUUGGUAGAGACGGCGGUACUGGAUAUUCACCAGGAAGCUGCAGGAGCACGCGGGCAGGAAGACCAGGUCCAGGUUGGGGGAGAAAAAGGGACAAUAGAUCAGACGCCCUCCCCUAUCCCCUUCUAUUCCCAAGCUCCAGCCCAAGAGGCAGAUAGCUGGGAUUCAGUCCCUCCUUGGGCAUUUAACCUCUCUAGGACUUAUCUAGAUGGGGGGGAGGGACUGGAAUUCAGAGGUCCCCAACUCUCCUCCAUUUAGAAAUGUACAGGGACACUUUGUUACAAUGGCUGGGCUGCACUGGCAUGAGUGCAUAAGGGCUCGUGCUGACCAAUCAGAAUGGAACUGAGUGGCCCCUGCUGUGCCAGGCGUCACCCUCUUACUUGUAGGGGUCAUAGGAGAUGUGGGCACCUAGGGUGGUACUGGAGUCAGGGAGGGGCUGGGGAUGGGAAUGUCUUUUUACUAAAUACCAUUUAAGUAAUUGAUACUUUAACAACCAAUGUGGCUGCUUAAGAAUGAAGUGGCUGGGACUUCCCCGGUGGUCCAGUGGUAAAGAAUCCGCCUUCCAAUGCAGGGGACAUGGGUUGGAUCCCUGGUCGGGGAACUAAGAUCCCACAUGCCUCGGGGCAACUAAGCCAGUGCCACAACUACUGAGCUCACACGCCUCAACGAGACAGCCUGCAUGCCGCAAACUAUAGAGCCCAUGCGCCACAACUAGAGAGAAGCCCGUGCGCAAAAAAAGAAUGAAGUGGCUGGGGGAAUUCCCUGGAGGUCCAGUGGUUAGGACUCCUGCGUUUUCACUGCCAAGGGCUCGGGUUCAAUCCCUGGUUGGGAACUCAAAAAAAAAAAAAAAAAAGAA
Molecule: messenger RNA, 4531 nt
Organism: Orcinus orca (killer whale)
Lineage: Eukaryota; Metazoa; Chordata; Mammalia; Artiodactyla; Delphinidae
Gene: PLTP
Product: phospholipid transfer protein
Exons: 16
Coding region: 252-1742 (496 amino acids)
Biological process (GO): high-density lipoprotein particle remodeling; ceramide transport; phospholipid transport
Molecular function (GO): phosphatidylglycerol binding; phosphatidylethanolamine transfer activity; ceramide binding
Source: RefSeq, a predicted model, not a curated record